Eriocheir sinensis (Chinese mitten crab) is the source of this 5696-nucleotide messenger RNA. RefSeq lists its product as uncharacterized. The transcript has 4 exons. The record is from RefSeq and is a predicted model, not a curated record. Gene Ontology annotation, biological process: regulation of transcription by RNA polymerase II. Gene Ontology annotation, molecular function: DNA-binding transcription factor activity; RNA polymerase II cis-regulatory region sequence-specific DNA binding. Bases 140 to 5176 code for a protein of 1678 amino acids. NCBI's taxonomy places the organism in Eukaryota, Metazoa, Arthropoda, Malacostraca, Decapoda, Varunidae.
AUAGGAGGUCCAGAUGGAUAUUUAAGCAUACAUUAGCCAAAAAAGAAGGUUGAGGGCAGCCAGUGGACUUUGUUGAGUUGUUUACAGCGGUAGGAAAUCUGGCGUCUUCAUUUUGUUACUAAUGCUAUAGUGAUCAAGCAUGGAGUCUGCUCCACCCCUAAACCUGUCUACCACCAUCAAGGUAGAGGACCUGCAGACCAUGGUCCCAGAGGAAGCACCCCAAGAAUAUACAGUGGAAGGGGAGGUGGUGACUGAGGAGGUGGGUGCUGCUGCGGAUGAGGAAGGCAACACAGACAAGGAGGAGGACAUUGAUCAGGAGCUCCAGGAUGAGGAGAAGACAGGAAAUGAAGACACAAAGGAGAAUAUUACUGCUGAUACAGGUUUACCGGGAACCAACACAAAUGAAACUGACUACAAAUGUGCUGAGUGCCAGGCUGAGUUUGUUCGUGCCAGUCAGCUGAGAGCACACGAGAGAACUCACUACGAAGAGCAGUCGUACGAGUGUGAUCAAUGUGAAGAAGUGUUUGUGAGAAUCGGCUUGCUGACGACCCACCAGAGGGAGCAACACAGGCACAGCUUGACCUGCCAUGAGUGUGAUGUCAAGUUUUCUCACUACAACAGCUACAAGCUCCAUCAACGCAGGCACAAGGGAGACAAGCCACACAAAUGUAAAGACUGUAAUAUGGCCUUUGUACAGCAGUGCCAUCUAAGUAUUCAUCGCCGAAUUCACACUGGGGAAAAACCUUAUAGGUGUGAAAUAUGUCCUCAUAGAUUUAAACAAGCAUCCCACCUCACCACCCACAUGAGGGUCCACACUAAUGACAAGCCCUAUGCAUGCACACUUUGCGAGGCGUCAUUCUCACAGACCAGCAGCCUCAAGCGCCACAAGAGGAGACACACUGGGGAGAAACCGUUCAAGUGUGACGAGUGUGGCGCCCUCUUUGUGGAAAGAAGAAAUCUCUCACGCCACCAGCUGACACAUACUGGUGAAAAACCAUACAAGUGUGAGAAGUGUCCUGCAUCCUUUACUCAGAUGAUAGAUUUAAAGCGUCAUCAAAUGUCUCACUCAGGUCUGAAGCCCUUUAAAUGUGAUAUAUGUGACGCAGCUUUCAGUAGGAAAAACAAUCUUCGCUGGCACAAGUUGACACACGAGGGAGACACACCAUACAGAUGUGAGAGAUGCAAUGUUGGUUUUAGUUUACAGAGAGACAUGAAGACCCACAUGAGAACUCACUCUGGUUCAAAGCCCUUUAGCUGUGAUCAGUGUGGAGCAACUUUUACUCAGUUUAGCACAUUGAAGAGACACAGACAAAGCCACACAGGAGAGAGGCCGUUUGUGUGCUCAAAAUGUCAUGGAGCAUUCAAGGACAAGAGUGCGCUGAAGAGACACAUGCUGCGUCAUGAGUCUGUGAGGCCGUUCAGCUGCCACAAGUGUGACUCUACCUUCAUUGAGUACCGCAACCUGAAGCGGCACAGAGUUACCGUUCAUGGAGAAGAACGUUUUGAGGGAGCUGAUGGACUAGAUAUAAGAGAAAAUGAACAUAACCACACACUUCCUCCCCCUAAGAAAAGACAAGGCAAGUUGGACGAGGAUGAAAACACUCUGAGUCCAAUCUAUGAUGCUGGUUAUUCUGAAGAUCCACUUGUACAGGAAUCUACUCAGCAACAACAUGACGAUCAACCUAUCAGUCUAGCACCAGCCACUCCCCUGCCUCAAAACCAACAGCAGCCACAUGCAACACAGGCUGUGCAGCCCAACCCUCAGCCUCCCCUGGUAAACGAAAUCGUCACCAUUCCAGCUCAGGCCCCAGGACAGCUUCCCACCCUCCUCCUCACACAGCCAGGCCAGCCCCCAAAGACUGCCCGCCCAGCCAACAACUGUCAGAACUAUCAGUCUCACGUCUUGACAUUCGUGGAGGGUUCUUACAGUCAUUGGCAGUCCUGGUGUUUUUGUGAGACACCAAACAUUCCAGAUAAUCAACAGGCCAUCAUGGAUAAUGGAAAUAAUGUAGUUUCUCAACCAUCAUCUUCAACUAUACCUCCUGCACCACCUGUACAGCAUCAGACUAUUGCUUACACUGAACUCCAGCAACCUCAGGCCCCUCCACAGUCUGUUGCAGUACAAGAAAUAAGUCAGCCAGAGUAUCAUCAGACCACCCAGUUUAGUAGCAGCUACCCUGAACCCUUGCACCACUAUGAUGACAGCCACCAUGCAGAGCAGCUCGACCCACUCGGCCAUCAUCACCACCAUCACCAUUCAAGCAACGAUCAAUCACAGCACCUCCACCAACCGCACAACACCCAUGAGGAAGUCAAGAUUGCUAUAGAUCCUCCCAAACUGUUUACUGUGCCCAACAUGAACCAGGAUAAUGAGCUGCAAGGACAACAGCAGCAGCAACAAUCACAACCUCAACAGCAGCAGCAGCAGCAUCAUGACCAGCACUCACAACAUUCACAACAGCAGCAGCAGCAUCAUGACCAACACUCACAACAUUCACAACAACAGCAGCAGCAGCAACAACAGCAGCAGCAGCAGCAGCAGCAGCAGCAACAGCAGCUUCAGCCACAUGCAGGACAAGACCCUUCAGAGCAGCACCAGCAGCAGGGAGAUCCUCAGGUCACUUUCCAGUAUAGUCUGACUGUCAGUAACCCGGCAACAGGUGAUAUUCAGAUUCAAAGUGAAGCAUUCCCGGCCAACCCACCUGAUCCACCUGCUGAUCCUCCCAUCAAAAAGAGGCGACUGACAAAGUCACUUGAAUCACAGGAUAUCAAAAGUUAUUAUUGUGAUUCAUGUCCAAAAACAUUUUCCAGGAUUAACCAUUUGCUCAUCCACCAGCGCACUCAUACAGGGGAGAAACCAUUCCAGUGUGGUGUAUGCUACCAGUCCUUCACUCACAAGAACAGCUUAACCAUUCACAUGCGGGGACACACUGGAGAACGCCCGUAUGUCUGUGGAACGUGUGGGGCCUCCUUCACUCAAAAGAGUAACCUGAGGGUUCAUUCCCGAACUCACACAGGUGAAAAGCCAUUCAAAUGCGAUGUUUGUAACCUUGCAUUCACUCAGGGAAGUCACUUAACCGCACAUAAAAGAAUCCACAACAACGAUCGCCCCUUUGCUUGCGAUAACUGCCAACAAACUUUUACACAACGCAGUGCUCUGAAACGGCACCUCAUGACUCACACAGGUCAUAAGCCACACAAAUGUGAGGACUGUAAUGCAAGAUUUUCACAGAAAGAUGAUCUGAGAAGACAUCAGCGUGUUCAUUCUGGUGAAAAGCCUAUCAGCUGCCCAUACAGAUUUUGUACCCAUUCAUUUGGUGAUAGAUCUGGACUCACUAGACAUGUACGAGUAACGCAUCGGGGUGACCCAGAACCACCUGCAGAGGAAAUAAAUAAAAUAAUGAAAAAGAAGAAGAAACCAGUCACAAAGCAGGGUACCAAUCAAGAUAGUACAAGCCCUAAAAACUCCAAAGUGAAGAACAAGGUAGUAAUCUCUGAGCCAACACGAUCAAGUAGACGCCUGCGUGAAGCAGCGGAGAAGAAGAAGGAAAAGCCAGAAGAUUCAGACUUUAUUAUGGGAGAUUUUGUUGAAAUUGAGGAGGACAUAAAGCCAAUGGUCCGACCAAAGCCUUCCAAGAAACAACCUGAGAAGUCUGAGAAACCAGAGGAGGUGAAAUCUGAAGCCAAAAAUAAAAUGGAAUCUUGGUGCUUCUGUGAAGUUCCUCAUGGUCCUGAUGAGCCUCAUAAUCACUCAAAUGUAGAUACCAAGCCUAGGACUGAGGAACCAGACAGUAUACUACCAGGAAUGGAGGAGUCUAACCAUCAGGGCCCAACCAAUUUGAUAGCCACUGCAGAUGUCACAGGAGCAACUUCCCUCUUGCAGCUAUCAAUGGAACAUGUCAACCACAACACUGGUACAUCAGGUGUGGAAGCAAACCUGCAGGGCCAGACUGUUGAUGGUAAUGUCCCUAUAAGUAAUGUUACAUCCAUGCUUGGGGCCACACAGGUUUGUGAAGCAUCAGUUAUUGGAGAACCUUCCAGCCAGCAAGCUCAGGCAACAUCUGUUGGUCAGACAGACCCAUCAGUCACUCAUAGCCUAACAAGUGGACAAGUGGUUACUGCCAUUGCUCAGCCAAGUGUGUCAAGUCAAACUAGUGGGAGGCUGAUCAGCCAGUCCAUGUUAGCACCUGGCCAGGUGGUGUCCACUGGCCAACUGGUUGGUGCUGGUCAGCUCAUGACACAAGAUGGAGCAAUAUUCAUAGAGGCUGGAGAGAUGCUGAGUAAUGGGACCGUUGUCAUAAAUCCUGGACAAGGAACUUACAUCAGCUACGACCAGAUCACCAUCAGCCCAGAUGGACAAGUACUUGGAGUUCCGGUUGGGAGUGCAGGGACUGAGACACUCAUGAUUCAGUCAGCGCCUGUUUCUGUGGAUGCUGCAUCAUCAAGUGGUGGAAGCUACUCUACAGGGACUCCGGUACAAGAGACCAGUUCCGCCCAGCCUGUCCAGUAUGCACCAUUGAGUGGUGAUGUUAUAAGCCUCUUUUCACAAGUCGAUACAAACAAAGAAGGUACAAGUUCCGAUCUUUCUGGUGAGAAAACACUUCCGGUGGUGGCCAAGCCUCUGGAUUGUACUGUCUGCGCCAAAUCCUUCGCUCAGAAGCGCACAUUAUGGACACACAUGCAAGACUCUCAUCCAGAACUAUUCAGUUGUCCGGAAUGCUGCGCAGCUUUCACUACAUUAGAAUACCUCACGCAACACAAAGCUCAACACCAGAAGGUCCAUGUGUGCACCAAGUGUGGCCUGGCCUUCACAAACAAAUCAUCCCUCACCAGACACCGACAGCAAAUGCAUUCUGGAGCCUCAUUGAUAACUGAUGACAAAAUGUGCACGUGUGAUAUUUGUGAAGCUAAAUUCCACCAACAGAGUGACCUCCGCCGCCACAUGCUGGGCCACACAGGUGAGAAACCGUACAGGUGCAAACACUGUGAGGCCGGCUUCACCCGCACAUCCAGUCUGAAUAAGCACAUGAGGAUUCACACUGGAGAGAAACCUUAUGUAUGUGAGGAUUGUGACCAGGCCUUUUCCUAUAGAUACCAGUUCAACAGACACAAGGCUACACACCGGCAGGACGAACAGAGGAGCAGCUACUCAAUGCCAUACGUCUACACUGAGUAAGUUGUAAUAAAACGGGCAAUUCUCUCUGCAUAUUUUACACUAAUUUAUAGGAGUGUAUUACAUUGUAUCAGUCAUUCAGUUUUUUUAUAUAAGUUAGUGAAAAUUGCCUGUGUCCCUUUUUCUUUUCCAAGCUAUCCCACAGUAGACAUCGAGCAUUUCUACCUUGGUUGCUUUCAUCGUGAGGCUGUCAUAUAUGUAAUUAAAGUGCAGACCAUUGCAUUCAAGCUUCACAUGUGAGCUCAUACCAGGAUCAAACUAAUAGGUUAUUAAUGUUUUGUAUGAACUUUGCCGUAAUAUAAGUAGGCACUUCAUAGAUGACUAUUUUUAGCUGUAUUUUGAUGAAUUUCACAGAAGUGGUUUUAGCUUCAUUGAUAUUUUGUAACAGAUGUCACUAUGGUGUAAAGAAAGUAUAGAGAUAUAUGGUAUUUAGUGUACAUGAACUAAGUAAUAAAUCCAGCCUUUUUAUGUUUCCUUUAUAUAAUAUGUAAUGUUAAUGCAAAGAAAUAUAAGUAAAUUUUUC